AUGACCACGUUCGUUCCGGCGUCGCCAAAAUCAUGCGAAGAUUGUGAUUUUGACAGAGUGAUCCGAAAAGUAGACGAGCUUAUUCAUUCGUCAAAAGAAAUUCUCUCAAUUCUUGCCCCCAAAAAGAUUGAAGAGGUUCUCAACGCAAAAACUUUUGAGGAACUCAUUAUCCUUGUCUAUCCUCUCUUCUUUGAUUUGUAUAGAAAUCCGUCUCUCUCAAUUUUGUACAAGCAAAAACUCUAUGACUUUUUUAUAAGAAUCACAAACCGCAUCAAUAUGUUCUUCAGUUCUAAUGAAGUUGGCGAUGAAGCAAAUUGCUGUGAGUUUCUCUUCAACUUACAGAAGAUGGACACGUCACGUAAGAUGAGUAUCGAUCACAUGUUAGAUCCGCUUUGUUUUAAUACUCAAGCUGCUUUGAUCAAGAAGGAGAAGUUGAAGAACUUAAUGAGCUCUGCCAAUUCAUAUCAAACUCAAGCCGUAUAUAUGCUUCUUGCUGAAAGAAUCAAUGGGUGGAAUUUCGAGGUUAAUAUCGACACUUUACCUCUCUCUGUUGUCAACGAAAUGCUCGAUAUCUUCGACAACACUUCCUUUGUGUGUUAA
Entamoeba invadens IP1 is the source of this 600-nucleotide messenger RNA. RefSeq lists its product as hypothetical. The record is from RefSeq and is a predicted model, not a curated record. The transcript has 2 exons. The coding region runs from base 1 to 600 and encodes 199 amino acids. Lineage: Eukaryota; Evosea; Mastigamoebida; Endamoebidae.